UUAUUACAAAAAUUACUGAUAAACUUAACAAAAUAAAUCAUAAACCAACCAUAUUCAGAAGUUUGUUGCAAUGAGAGAAUUCUCUUUUAGAGACAUUGUGAAGAACAUCUGAUUUCCAAGAAGAAAAAAAAAAACGUUUUUAUUAAAACAACCAAUACACCUAACUGCAACGGCCUUGAAGUGUGCUCACUGCAAAUAAAUGCACCGUUAAAGAAAGAGCAUGUUGAAGCAUUAAUACAGAACAUUUGUAAGAAUCUGUGAAAUGCUUGGGGAAUAAAAUUAGGUUUGAUGAGAUCGAAGUUUAUUUCUUUUUAGCACUGAACAUCAUCUCAAACAGUCUCCAGAGACUUUAAAAUUUGACAAAUUUGUGUGGUGAAAAAAAAAAAGGGUCAACAUCGCUCCCACUGCAUGCAAGUACAGUAAAAACUAUUUUUCUUCUUAUAGAUUUAUUUUGUUUUUACUUUUUGACACUUGUAUGCAACUGAUCAUCUUAUCAUUUUAAUGUCAGACAACAUAACUAGCAGGGAAAUGCAACUCUAAAUUAAACUAAGGUAAUAAAUUAAUUAAUUCAGGAAAAACAAACUAUCCAAGCUACCUGGGUCAUAUUUGAAACAGGAUUUCUGCCUGAACUUAAUAACUAGUGGUGCUACUUUUAGCACAGCAUCAGAAGUCUUCACCAUAACUGCUAAAGAGUACUCAUCAUUGUGGGAAAUUUGGACCCACUUUUUUGUACAGAAUUAUUCUACUGCAGACACCCUAGAAGACAUUAAAACAACGGCCUGUUUAAGGUCAUACCACAAACCAAAUUGGGUAUAAGUUCAGAUUUCGACUAGCCCACUCCACGUCAAUACCUCCAUUAGAAAUAUAGUUACCGACGUGUUUAAUACUUAUUUUCCCUACGAAGGGAGUAAAAAUGCUGGAUUUACGUUGCCAUUGUAGAGGCAAAGUGAAAUCAUGUCUUAUUUUGUUCUCCAUGACACAGAGUAUUUCUGCCUUUUGGCUCUCCCCCACUGGGACUUCCUACUGUGCUUUACAGAGCUGAACCUAAAUGAUUCAUGACAACAGUCUGAGCCAUGGGGGGAAUGAGUUAUGCUUUUUUUUUUGAGAACCUCAAAAGCAGACCCGGGGAAAUGUCUUGUCUUUUCAGAAGCUUAUUAAGCCCCAUUGAAAACAUAUCAAACCUUCCCAAAUAUUUCCAUCCCUCCAUCUGUUUAGUCCUUCCUUACAAACCUGAUCUGUAGUCACAGCACCCCCCUAAAAAACACACAGAAAAACACACUGACGUAACUUCUCAUCCGUCACUACGGUAAUCAGACGCUCCAUGGGUAAAACAUCUCCCCCUUUCAAACCAAUGCAUACGUUUGCUCACAAACCACUGUUUCUCUACACGUUACUUUCCUUUCUCUUCAGGAAGUGUUCGCUUUGUUCAGCAACCCUCAGCUCUCUUUGUUAUGCAAAUGACUGCCGUGCCGUUGCCGAGUAACUCUGCUUUCCAGACCAGUGGAAAAAUGUGUGUAACUGUAAAUGUCAUCUGUCUAUAUCUCUCAGUGUGGGGUCACAAUCAAACCAUUUUCAGUUGGAGAUUUCAGAGGUUCAGAAGCUGAGAGGAGAAUUUUAAUGUUUGCUGCAAUGACAAGGGGUUCAAAUCACACACUGGUAACCACAAGGACAGGGAUUGAGAGGAGCUGCUGCGCAUUGUGUCGACAACAGAAAGCCAAAUCUGAAAAUAUUUGCUAUUUUUCACAUUCAAGACAGAAGGAGGAAUAUCAGACGAAGACUCCCUGCAUUAAGACACGUGUGAAGUUUUGUUUCAAGGACAAAGUGAAGAUGGAGCAAAGGGAGCCGACUGUGGAUCCUGCUGCUGAAGUUACGGAGGGGCGGUUUAGAGAGUUGGCCACCAAGUGGUUCAUAGAUUCUCAGCUGCCUCUUAUUGUCAACAACGGCCUUUUCCCCAGCUGGUUCCUGGGCUUCAUUAGCAGAAAAGAUGCUGAGGACAUGCUUAGAGAAAAGGAUCUUGGCUGUUUUCUGAUUCGUCUCAGUGAUAAAGCUAUUGGAUAUAUUCUGUCGUACAAAGGCAGAGAUCGGUGUCGCCACUUUGUGAUAAGCCAGAGCGAGACGGGACGGUUUAUAGUGUGCGGAGACACAGAGGAACACAACACUUUGUUCGACCUAACAGAACACUAUAAAACAAAACCCAUUGAGCCCUUUGGAGAAUAUCUGACAUCUCCAUGCUACGGGGAUGUAAAUGAGGACCUCUAUGAUAUCAUUCAGGUCAGCCCCAAAGAAAAACCAGCUGCUCCUCUCAGAGCAGCAAAGAAAGUACAUAAGCAGCAGAUGAACUCAGCCACAGAGCAGCAACCAGUGCGGGCACCAAGGAAUAACAGGACUCAAGAGGAAGUACCACCUUUGCCACGGAGGACCAGGCCCUUUGAGAGCACCCCAGUCAGUGACAAUGAUGGGGUUCUGUAUGCUCAGCUUAGGAAGCAAAUACCUAGAGCCCAUCACGCCUCUAGGGACAAGUCCCCUGGCUCAAAUCAAGGCAAAGUCGAGAGGCUGAACACUAAAGAGCAAAACAACGGCAGAUGUAGUCCUUCAUCUGACCCUGAAUCUCUCUACUCUGAACUCAACGCGCUUGACAGCAAGAGCAUGUCCCUGCCUCUGCUGGACAGCAUCUCUGACGGCGAGCAAUGUUACAGACUGAGCGUGCCUCCUGACACGCCGCCACGACUUUCCCCGAGGCCAGUUCGGCAGGCCUCCCGCGGCAUCUCGCAGUCAAACAGCAGCCACAGCCUGGACGGCCUGAGCGACCACUCGGUCUAUCACCUGGCUGGCAGCCACAGCCCAACAGCAUCUGAAACUGCAUCAUCCACAGAGCAGCUCGAUGACUCCCUGUACGCCGAGGUCUCCAUCGAAGCCCCUGUCAUUGAUAACGACAACACUUAUGAGAUCCUCCCCAACCACAAGGAGCCCGUCAAGCCCAAAGCCAAAAGAAACACUCAAGAGCCUGGGGAGGAGACCAAACGCAAAUUUAACAAUGGAUCCUGGGGGAUAAAGAAUGACAAAUGGAAAUGGCUUUUCCCCGAGACCAAGAGGAAGUGACAAACCAACUAACGAAGAAGAAGCUUACCUAAUUUCUCUUAUCUAACACUACUUUGCUACUUCUGUUGUAUAUUUCCUUUCAAUGUACAUAUUUAUUUAAAACCGAUCAAAAUUACCCAUGUACAUCUGAUUGAAUUUAUUAAAGCUGUUGAAAAUUUA
Molecule: messenger RNA, 3258 nt
Organism: Xiphophorus maculatus (southern platyfish)
Lineage: Eukaryota; Metazoa; Chordata; Actinopteri; Cyprinodontiformes; Poeciliidae
Exons: 8
Coding region: 1525-3099 (524 amino acids)
Cellular component (GO): cytoplasm
Source: RefSeq, a predicted model, not a curated record